Molecule: messenger RNA, 1366 nt
Organism: Colletotrichum godetiae
Lineage: Eukaryota; Fungi; Ascomycota; Sordariomycetes; Glomerellales; Glomerellaceae
Product: complex I intermediate-associated protein 30
Exons: 2
Coding region: 226-1059 (277 amino acids)
Biological process (GO): mitochondrial electron transport, NADH to ubiquinone; NADH dehydrogenase complex assembly
Cellular component (GO): mitochondrion
Source: RefSeq, a predicted model, not a curated record
GGGAGGUGGUAUUAACCUGAGCAAAAGUUGAAGAUUGUGACCAGAGAUCCGAACCUGCCAAAUUUUCUGCCCAAACGGAACAGACAGAGAGGCACGGAGGUCGAUUGCCAAUCGCAAACUCGACAGCACCGCGGGCGCAUCGCGCAAGUACGCAUCGAAUCCGAAGAGCCGAAACAUCACUUAGAAAGCUUAGCUGUCGGCGGCGCCGGCGGAACGACCGCGAGUAUGCGCGCCACACCCUCGCUGAUGGCCAAGGGCAUAUUCUCCCGAACGAUGGACGAGUUCAAGCGCCGCGCAAAAAUUGCCACAAAGGCCGAAGGCAUCUAUGGCCCCUCGGGUCCCUACAACCUCCAAGACUUCCGCAAACCGGGCUCGACCGACGAUUGCAAACUCAUGUCCGACCAAGAGAUUGGCGGCUUCUCACACAGCGCCCUCGACUGGGUCUCCUCAUCCCCCUCUACGACGACAACAUCACCACAAAGCACACCGACGACAAGUGCAGGCCACGCCCGCUUCCACGGCACAAUAUCAACAGAGCUCCCCAAAAACGACCCCAAAAUCCAACGCACAGGUUUCGCGGCAUGGCGGACGCCAGACCAGAAGCCCACGCUCUUCGGUAAGGCGGUCUGGGACAUUGAUCCCUACUCCUACCUCGCGAUGCGCGUCAAGUCAGACGGCCGGAGCUACUUUAUCAACCUACAGACGGACUCAGUGGUGCCGACGGAUCUGCACCAGCACAGGCUUUUCGCGAAGCGGCCGGGGGAGUGGGAGACGGUGUUUGUCAAGUGGAACGAGUUCGUGCGGACGAACCACGGUUUCGUCAUUGAGCCGCAGACGGAGAUGCUGCGGUCCAAGGUUACGACGGUGGGCGUGGGGCUUACGGAUAGGGUGCCGGGACCGUUUGAGCUUUGUAUUGAGAGGAUUUGGGCGACAAAUGAUGUUGAUGAGGUUGAUGGGGGUAGUGAGGGUGAUAUCUUGGCUGCCCAGGAGGCGAGAGAGGCGCGGGAGAGCGAGUUGAAGAAUAAACAAGGGGAAAGCGUUCGCUGGAAGGAGACGUGAGGAGGGAUGGUAGUCUUUGAACGGAUAUCAACUUUGAAAAGGGGAGCGGCAUCGGUCUGGGCAUAAGACUACAAGCUCCUGAAUGGAACAUGUUCGCCAGAGGGUACAUUUUGGCUUGGGGAAGCAUUUGGAAUCAGCAACCAGCUCGGCCGAAGGUUGCUCGGUUCAACAUCAAAUAUUGUAGCAAUAUCUGUAAGAUGACAUACAAACAUAAUGCAUCAUGUCAAAAACCAGGGGCAAUGUUAGAAGGGGAAGCGAUGAUAUCGUGCCACUUAGCACACAAGAACACCUACUUGGUGGAUUGUCA